UGCGCGCCGCGGCGACGUGCGGCCGUGGGGGCGGGGGGACGCGGCGGCGGCAGCGGUGGCGGCUACACCGGGUUGGGCCCCCUCCCUCCUCUGCUCCCCCUCCUCCCCCUCCCCUCAGCCGCGGUUCCCGAGGGGUCCGAGUCGUGCGGAGAGGCGGCGGCAAGCUCCAGGGUCAACAUACUACUCUGAAAGUCCAUUCUCCCAAGAAGAAGGGACAGAAAGAAAGACCUUUUUGUAAGAAAGCCUUGGGUAUCCCAUGAACGAGCCAGCAGAAAACCGAUUGGGGUGCAGCAGGACUCCAGAGCCAGAUAUAAGGCUCAGAAAAGGGCACCAACUUGAUGGUACAAGGGGAGGUGAUAAUGACAACUACCAAGGAGAUUUGGAGCCUAUUUUAGAGGCAUCUGUUCGUUCUUCCCAUCAUAAAAAAAGCUCUGAGGAACAUGAGUGCAGUGAUGAAGCUUCUCAGGAAGAUGAGGGGUUUAUGGGUAUGUCCCCUCUCUUACAAGCCCAUCAUGCUAUGGAAAGAAUGGAAGAGUUUGUUUGUAAGGUCUGGGAAGGUCGGUGGCGAGUAAUCCCUCAUGAUGUACUACCAGACUGGCUCAAGGAUAACGACUUCCUUUUACAUGGACACCGGCCUCCUAUGCCUUCAUUCCGAGCCUGUUUUAAGAGCAUUUUCAGAAUACACACAGAGACAGGCAACAUCUGGACACAUCUCUUAGGUUGUGUAUUCUUCCUGUGCCUGGGGAUCUUUUAUAUGUUUCGCCCAAACAUCUCCUUUGUGGCCCCUCUGCAAGAGAAGGUGGUCUUUGGAUUAUUUUUCUUGGGAGCCAUUCUCUGCCUUUCUUUUUCAUGGCUCUUCCAUACAGUCUACUGCCACUCAGAAGGGGUUUCCCGGCUCUUCUCUAAACUGGAUUACUCUGGUAUUGCUCUUCUGAUUAUGGGAAGUUUUGUUCCUUGGCUUUAUUAUUCUUUCUACUGUAAUCCACAACCUUGCUUCAUCUACUUGAUUGUCAUCUGUGUGCUGGGCAUUGCAGCCAUUAUAGUCUCCCAGUGGGACAUGUUUGCCACUCCUCAGUAUCGGGGAGUAAGAGCAGGAGUGUUUUUGGGUCUAGGCCUGAGUGGAAUCAUUCCCACCUUGCACUAUGUCAUCUCGGAGGGAUUCCUGAAGGCUGCCACCAUAGGGCAGAUUGGCUGGUUGCUGUUGAUGGCCAGCCUCUACAUCACGGGGGCGGCCCUGUAUGCUGCCCGCAUCCCUGAACGCUUCUUUCCUGGCAAGUGUGACAUCUGGUUUCACUCUCAUCAGCUGUUUCAUAUCUUUGUGGUUGCCGGAGCUUUUGUUCACUUCCAUGGUGUCUCAAACCUGCAGGAGUUCCGUUUCAUGAUCGGCGGGGGCUGUAGUGAGGAGGAUGCACUGUGAACACCUACCAGGAGCCAGGGACUUGACCCUGAGUCUGGGCCUGCAGCACCUGCCGGCCUCCCUGCCGGCCACUCAUGCCAGUACCAGAGGAGCCCCCAAACUUUGACAGCCUCUUGGGCUUUGUGAUGACAGCCCAGGGGCUCCACGUGGUACACGACUGAGAAGAGAAAAACAAAAUAAAUCAUACCUCAAAGGAUGGAGUGCAUCAAUAUGGAGAAAAGGAGAAAUGGCCCAAAGCCUGACUUACUCUUGGGAUCUCCAGAUUGAGGGCUCUGCAAGACCCUUGGCAAACUGGCUUCUGAUCCAUAUCGUAUUUAUUUGUAGAAGAUGGGGAAACCGUUUAGCUGAUGGUUCUUUCUUCUCCCUUUCUCGCUCCAUAAAACAAUAAUACAAACCAAUUUAGGUGAACAUUUAUAUCUAAUUAAUGGGUGGGAGUGUGAUUUUAGAUGCUCUUUUGGGAGAACAAAGAAAUUGAUGUAAAUAAGAUUUCUAACUUACUGUUUAAAUAAGAAUUUAUAUAAAUGUUUAAAACAUAGGGAUAGGGGAGGGAGGGAGGAUUUUUGUAUAGAAUGAAACAUGCAAGUACCACACACUGUUUCAAUUUUGCACAAAGUGACUGUAGGAGGAUCAGGUGAUGGCCCCAGAAUGUACAGUAUCUUGGUACAUCAAGGUGCCUUCUAAAGGCUGACAUACCUUGGACCCGAGUGGGGUGGAGAGUAGAGCCCAGCCCGGUGAUCAUAUGACCGCUCUCAAGCCUGAGAGCCUUUGGGAGUCCUGAGGGAAAUAGUAUGUUUUUCCCAGUGGAUGCAGAACAUGAGUGGCUGGCAGGAUGUGUUAGAUAAAGGCCCUGGUUAAGGUGUCAUUUGAGAGACUGACUUGUAGACUGACAGUGACCGUCACCUCUCUAAGGAGUAGAGCCACCUGCUUCUCCCACCCAUGCUGGUAAAGGGGUGGUGGAGACAGUGAAGGAGCUCCGGAAACGUUAGCAUGGGCUGAUCUGGUUACUUCCUGGCAUUCUGCUCAAGUUUGUGGAUAAUUCUUACUAGAGAGAGAAGUGUGAGAGUUUUCCAUACCCUUGCUAUGGAUCUCUGGAACACCCUGUACAUUUCCUCUAUUCCCUGCCCAACUGCCCUUCCUUCUGGGAAUAAAAAUUGACCUUUCCCUGCUGUGGUGUCAGGGAGAGUGGUGGAGGAAGGAUCUGGUUCAUAGAAUCCUAAUCUUGGCUUCUAGGUGAACCACCCUUGGGCACUUGAGUCUUAGAUUACCAUCAUCAAAGACUUGGGGUGACUCUGUCACAUCCUGGGGAUUGUGGGUAUUGGAACUAAACAUGAGGCCCUUGGCCCGGGGGUGGCAUCCUCAGUGGGUGUUUGGGAAUAUGAGAAGGGUCUUCUGUUUAUUCAGUAGAGUUUUCUUAGUUAUUUUUCUCCUUUCUUUCCCCUUUUAAUCUCCAGCAAAAGCUGGGAUCCAGGCAGAAAGAAUCCAGUGUAGAAGUUGGGAAGAACUUAAGAGUAUUUUGGUUCUGGAUAAGGUCAUUGCCCUGGGUGCUAGGUGGUCUGAGAAGAGACUCAGUGGGUAAACUGGGGCAGUGCCUGACGGAAUAAAGAGCAGUAUUACCCCCUUUGAGAAAGUGUGGUCCAGCAGGACAGUGGCCAUUUGGGCGGAAGCUCACUUGGUUUCAUGGGAGCAACAGCACAAAUCAGAAGCCAGACUUGCUCUUCGGUCAUGCACUUUGGGACACAGGGUAUGAGAUGCAGCCCUGUAAUAACACCAACAGAAGUAGCAGUCUCUGGGCCCGGUCACCCACACCCCAAAGCAGGAAGAAUCUGGUUCAACAUAGCACAAACCCUUAGGAAAAAUGAAAUUACCAUCACCAAUGUGGAAUCCAGUAAAAAUCUCCCUCUUUUGGGUGUGUAUGUGGGCAUGUGUGUGCCCAUUUGUAUGUGUGUCUAUGUGCAACUCACUACCAACAGCCUCAAUGUGCACUUGACCUUACAGUGCUUGCUGAGAACUCUCACCAGGUUGGCGCCUGAAUGCCUUACUCUCAGCAGUCGGAGGCUUGCUUGCCCUGUGCAGAUUUUUAAUUUUCUUUUUUGGCCCUAGGCUUGUUAGGACCUCUACAGCUUCAUUCUUUCAUCAUUAAAUAGUGGCCUUUUUCAGUAUUUCCCCCUUUCCCCUUUAUAAAUUGCUGAAGCCACAAAGCACAUUUUUGGGGAUCAUAGAAGGUUGGGGUUCCAGAAAGGCACCUGUGUAAUGGUUUAUUCACUGUGGGAUUUCCCUACUUGCUGUAUUCUCAAUUUCUUCUAAUAAAAAGAACCAAAUGAAAUAUG
Lemur catta (Ring-tailed lemur) is the source of this 3744-nucleotide messenger RNA. RefSeq names its product adiponectin receptor 2 (gene ADIPOR2). The record is from RefSeq and is a predicted model, not a curated record. Lineage: Eukaryota; Metazoa; Chordata; Mammalia; Primates; Lemuridae. The transcript is spliced from 8 exons. Gene Ontology annotation, molecular function: signaling receptor activity. Gene Ontology annotation, biological process: adiponectin-activated signaling pathway. Gene Ontology annotation, cellular component: plasma membrane. Bases 257 to 1417 code for a protein of 386 amino acids.